Messenger RNA from Galleria mellonella (greater wax moth), 1286 nucleotides. RefSeq lists its product as uncharacterized. Bases 115 to 810 code for a protein of 231 amino acids. The transcript is spliced from 5 exons. Lineage: Eukaryota; Metazoa; Arthropoda; Insecta; Lepidoptera; Pyralidae. The record is from RefSeq and is a predicted model, not a curated record.
ACAUUUUAUUUUUGUCAUAUCUUACAUAGUCGAUACAAGAAAUAAUUCAUACUUAUUUUUAAUUUAGACUCAUUAUUUUAUUAUAAAGAUAUGCAAUAAUUUGUUCCUUUUGCAAUGUCAGUCUUCGAUGGAGAAAUUGAGUUUCAAUCGGUUUAUAUGGUUGAUUAUGCGAAAAAAAAUAAACCGAAAAGUCCCCGUCGCAAAGCAGUAGAUGAUAACUGCUUGAUUGUAGGAUUGAGCAGAGACGCACUCAAAAGUAAGGACGCCCCCCGACGUUGCCCGGACAUCCUCUGUCCUAUUGAACAUGAAUUCUACAAGAAAUCCGUAGAGAGAUUCGCAGAAGACUAUCCAAAGCUAACGAAGAAGUACAUGUCAAAAGACAUCGACCCGACGCCGAUAGAACAUGAGAUACAGGAUCUCAAAAGGACCGAAUACUUGACUAAGUAUUGCUCUAGAGAAUUGCCAUUCAUGUCGGUGAAUCUGGCACGCCGGGCUCGUGCGCUGCAAACCCUGCGCCUCCCUGACGAUAUUUACAUCCCGGACACCAGUAACCUCAGUUCUUACCGCCACCCUAAACCAGAGAAAUACGCAGAGCAUCCCUCUGCCAUGUCUAUGAAGCCGAAGUUUGACCAAUCAUUGCAGAAGGAACUUCGACGCAUCCUGCGCGUGCGCACUGGCGAUACGACAUAUGGCGCGUGCCACGGGUUACUCGGCCAAGUUGUGCUAGAGAAGAAUCCCUUCGGACCGCCCCGCGAGGAACCCAAAUAUGGAAGAUGGCUGAACCCUUACAUUUAUACAUACAGGAUUUAGUGCAAUAAAUAAUUAACUAUAGUCUGUUUCAGAGUUUCAAAAGAACUUAAUAAUUACCUGGUUAACUUUAAUAAUUACCAGUCUAAGACAGUCUGUUGAUAUCCAACAGUAGUACAAAUAAAGAACCGGUUAAUACCGGUUUAAUUUACGUGUGAAUUUAAUAUUUUUCACAGCCGCUCAAUAUGAAGGAUCACGAUUUGAUCUUGAAACUAGUCGAGCAUUCUCGAUCUAAUUACAUGUAAGUUAAACCGGUAUUUAUUACAUUAAAAUAUAAUGUACACUUACGAAACAUUUAACAAUAGAACUAUAAUAUUUUUUAAAAUAACUGGAAUUAAUUAAAUCAAUGUUUUAAUUUGUUAUUAAAUUAAUUUGGAAAUUGUUUAUGUAAUAAUAAAAUUUCAACAAAAUUUAAUUACUUUUCCGUUGAAUUCUGUUAAAACAAAUUAUAUAAAUAAAUAUGAAACGAAACGAUAUUU